AUGUCCUCUUGGAUCUCCAAGGCGACUGAGUCUCGCAAUGCACAGCUCAUUACAACCGCAGUGGUGUCAGGUGCGGUAGUUGCAAGCACCAUUCUCGGAUUUCAGCAAGCCAGGCGCAUGUACAGAGUCGCGGAGCUGAAAGGAUCGAUACCAGAUAUUGAUGAUGCGCAUCACGCGCAGAGAUUGACUGAAUACGGUGCUGCAUCCAGUGUCUUCGCUCCCAGCAAAGAAGACGAGCGGAGUACGGCAUUGGCUGCAAGAGCAAGGAAGGGCGACUAUGACGACGACCUUAUCCUCGAACAACUGGCCAGGAACAGGGUCUUUCUCACCGAUGAGGGUCUAGCAAAGCUAAGGAAUGCCUUUGUCAUUGUGGUCGGAUGCGGUGGCGUUGGCUCGCAUGCUACGGCAGCACUCGCACGGUCAGGAUGUGCCAAAAUUCGACUGAUCGACUUCGACCAAGUCACGCUCUCUUCACUCAACCGCCAUGCUGUUGCGACACUUGCGGAUGUCGGAACCUCCAAAGUACAUACUCUUCGCAAGAGGCUCGAGCAAAUCACUCCUUGGACCCACUUCGAGUGCCGCAACGAGCUCUUCGGUGAGCAAACCGCUGCAGCGCAGCUAGCAGACCUUAAUGGACAGCAACCAGACUUUGUCAUCGAUGCCAUAGACAACAUCGACAGUAAGGUAGCCUUGCUGAACUACUGCUACAAGAACAACAUCAAGGUCAUCUCUUCCAUGGGUGCAGGAUGCAAAUCGGACCCAACGAGGAUAUUCAUUGGCGAUAUCUCCGCAAGCACAGACGACCCGCUGUCCAAGUCGACACGAAGGAAGCUGCGUCUGCUGGGUGUCAACGAUGGCAUACCAGUCGUCUUCUCAACCGAAAGACCUGGUCCGGGAAAGGCUGAGCUGCAACCGCUAGCCCAAGAAGAAUUCGCUAGAGGCAAUGUUGGAGAGCUUGGCGUGCUCGCAGACUUCCGAGUCCGCAUCUUACCUGUGCUUGGAACUAUGCCGGCCAUCUUUGGUCUUGCAGUCGCAAAUCAUGUCAUCCUUGCCAUAUCUGGCUACCCACACGACUACCUGCCUUCCAAGUCUCGCGACAAGAUGUACGAUGGCAUCUUGGGCGCUCUCCAGGGGUCAGAGGAACGCCUAGCCAAAACGCUCUUCAUACACGAUGCACAAGGAUUGAAGAUCCCCAUCACACAGAGCGACGUCGGCUAUCUCGUAGAAGAGGUAUACAAUGGACGUAGCAUCAUCAGCAGUCUAUCCACCCGCCUGCAGCUGAGCAGAUGGACAAAACCGACAGCAAAUUUCGUCGACGAAAGCACACCAGGGCAAAAAGCGAGCACAGUCAAGAUGAAUCAGUUGGUCUUGAUGACCAAAGAGGAGGCUGGCAGGCACGAGAAGGAGGUGCUCAAGGGCGAUAAGAAGCUUGAGGAGCUGUACGAUGCGGAUGUCAUAGAACGCGUCAAUAAGAGGCUGCAAGAGGAGGGACAAUACGAACGUUUCAAAUAGCUCGCACUUACCAUUGCGAAGCACUUUUCACGUCAAAAAUAAUCACCACUCUACCAAUUCCGAGCAUCAUAUUCACCCA
Parastagonospora nodorum SN15 is the source of this 1591-nucleotide messenger RNA. RefSeq lists its product as hypothetical. The transcript is spliced from 3 exons. The record is from RefSeq and is a predicted model, not a curated record. Gene Ontology annotation, molecular function: ubiquitin-like modifier activating enzyme activity; tRNA threonylcarbamoyladenosine dehydratase activity. Gene Ontology annotation, biological process: cyclic threonylcarbamoyladenosine biosynthetic process. Lineage: Eukaryota; Fungi; Ascomycota; Dothideomycetes; Pleosporales; Phaeosphaeriaceae. The coding region runs from base 1 to 1512 and encodes 503 amino acids. Gene Ontology annotation, cellular component: mitochondrial outer membrane.